CGGACGGUAGCGAGCGGUAGCGGGAUGGGGCUGCCGGCGGCGGUCCGGGACCGGGUGGCCGCGGUUCAUCGGGGCUCGACGCUGCCCGAAAGGCUGCGGCUCUACGACGGCUGGGCCGCCCGCUACGAGCAGGAUGUGGCGGCUCUGGAGUACCGGGCGCCGCAUCUCGCCGCCGCCUCGCUCGCCUUCGCCUUCCCCGCCCCGCGCGCGGGGGCGCGGCUGCUCGACGUGGCCUGUGGCACCGGGCUCGUAGCGUGGGAGCUGCACCGGCGCGGGUUCCGCUGCCUGCACGGCGUGGACGGCAGCGCGGGGAUGCUGGAGCGGGCACGGAGCACCGGGCUCUACCAGGAACUGCGGCUCUGUGUUUUGGGCAAGGAGCCGCUGCCCGCGCCCGCAGAGCACUACGACGCCGUGACGGUUGUGGGGGCCCUGGGCGAGGGGCAGGUGCCGAGCACGGUGCUGCCGGAGCUGCUGCGGGUCACUAAGCCGGGCGGCUUCCUGUGCCUGACGACGAGGAGCAACCCCUCGAACCUACGGUACAAGGCUGAACUGGAGGCGGCGCUGGGGCAGCUGGAGCGGAGCGGAGCCUGGCAGAAGCUGCUGGCCCAGGAGGUGGAGUACUGGGAGAGAGCCACCACUGAGGAGGAGAGCCCCCAGGGCACCGGCUACAUCUCCGGGGUGGUCUACAUCUACCAGAAAUGCCCUGUCCCCGACCUCAAGGAGGGCUGAGAGCUAGUAUGGCUCGGGGGGCGGUGAGCACUUGAUCCCUUAUAAGACUGAGCCCGGUGACCCCCUCCUGCAGCAUGGCAGCUACUGGGGGUGACAGUAUUUGGGGGGAAUUUUCCCCAUUCCCUUCCUUGGUUCCUUCUCACCAAGGUCUGGGUUUGGUGCCGUUGCCUGUUUCUCAGCAUGGGAAGGUCUCCUGGAUUCACCAGGGUCUCCUGGGCACCACAUUUAGCUCUGACAUUCAGGUAUUGACCCCAACACCUCAACGCUCACCAUGACAUCUCACAGACCCACAUGGCUGUUCUGAGGUGUGUCCAGUCUGGGAUGUCUUCUCCCCACCUCACCCACCUCAGCACUGAUGGUCCAAAUCUGGAUCCUUCAUCAUCUCCUACUCCCAGAGUCUUUACCUGGAGCCUGUUGGAGGUGGGUUCCCAUCACUGUGUCCUGUGGCCUUCCAUCCUCAUACUUCCUAUGGACUGACCCAGCCCUGAGGUGCAAGAGCCUCCACAUCCAGAGUCAAAGCAGCAAUGCCAAGGUGGCUCCCUGCUGAAGAGGCUUUCAAAGUGCCACAUCUGCCUUUCAUCCCACAAUAGCUGCUUGAAUCUCUCAUUUUCCCACAGCUUUCUAGUUAAUGGUCUGGGUGGGGAAAUGAGUUUGGAAGGGAUUUGGGGAGCUGGUGGAUGCUCCCCACCCAGGAGCCAUGCAGCACUGCUUGCCCAGCCUGUUCCCCCAGCCCCUGGCUGGGUUGCUUCCACAAUUCCUCCUCCACUGCUCCCUUGGGAAGUUUUUUACCCAAAUCUCUUGCUGGAACAUUUGGGUUUUGUUGUUUGUUGGUUUGUUUGUUGGGGUUUUUUGUUUGGUUUGGUUUGAUUGUUUUGUUUUGUUUGUUCAUUUUCCCCUUCCUUCAGACCUGUUCCUGCUCAUCCUGUUCCCAUGUUCCUGGAGAACAGGUUGCAUCCUUCCCCUCAGGAGCUGUUCCUCAGUGUGAGGCAAUGGCUGUCUGUCCCUGUCCCUCACCCAUGGCAUCCCACAUCUUCCACACUCGCUCUCCCUGUGCCCAUCAGUAGCUGUCCCCCAUGUUCUGGGAUCCCUAUGCCCAUCAGUAGCUGUCCUACUGCUACCUCCCCAUUUGUCUCCAACACUGUCCCCUGGGCAGCUGGGGGUUGUGGCAGUCCCCAGCUCUGCUCUUGCCUGUUCAAUAAACCCCUGUCCCUGCUG
Hirundo rustica (Barn swallow) is the source of this 1944-nucleotide messenger RNA. It is a transcript of the gene METTL27, whose product is annotated as methyltransferase like 27. NCBI's taxonomy places the organism in Eukaryota, Metazoa, Chordata, Aves, Passeriformes, Hirundinidae. The record is from RefSeq and is a predicted model, not a curated record. The transcript has 5 exons. The coding region runs from base 25 to 729 and encodes 234 amino acids.